Messenger RNA from Drosophila subpulchrella, 691 nucleotides. RefSeq names its product 39S ribosomal protein L30, mitochondrial (gene mRpL30). The record is from RefSeq and is a predicted model, not a curated record. The transcript has 2 exons. NCBI's taxonomy places the organism in Eukaryota, Metazoa, Arthropoda, Insecta, Diptera, Drosophilidae. Gene Ontology annotation, biological process: translation. Gene Ontology annotation, cellular component: mitochondrion; large ribosomal subunit. Gene Ontology annotation, molecular function: structural constituent of ribosome. Bases 77 to 619 code for a protein of 180 amino acids.
CAUUGUAUUUCAUAACAGCAGCGAGGCUGUUUUCCUUUUGCAUUUUUCCGGUAAAUAACUAAAAUAUUCAAUUAAGAUGAACCUGGGUAGGCUGCUAACCCCACUGAGGAGCAGCACAUGGUCGGUGCGCAGCUAUGGGAAGCACAACAAGAAGUUCCUCUACAAAGAUGGCCAGAAAUUCGAAGGAAUCACCUACUAUCCCAGGACUCCAGAUCACCAGGAUCCCCCCGUGGAGCCGGCAAAACUUUUCCGGGUGCAGCGCAUCAAGCCGGUGAAGGGCAAUCCCUAUUGGGAGAAGAGAAUUCUCAAAGAUCUGGGGCUCGAUGGCAAGCAGAGCGACUUCACGGUGGUCAAGAACAUCCCCGAGAACAACGCCCGCCUGUGGAAGAUCAAGCACCUGGUCAAGGUCACCCCGGUGACAUUUCCCUAUGGCGAACCCACUGCCCAGGAUGUCCGGCACACGAUACUCAAGGAGAAUGGCGAGUGUCUGGUCACCAAGGAUCUGGGACCCAUCGAAAGCCGCCUGGAAGCUCGACAGGAUUACGAUGAGCAGCCCAAGCGACUUGAUACCGAUCUGCUGCGCAAAGAUGCCCGCCUCAAGUGGCUGAAUCCCUGGUAGUUAAAUGACCUGUUCACUUUAUUCCUUAAAAUAUUUUCAAAAAAUACAAAACCAUCAUAUGUGUAAAAGACA